GGUGACCACAGUGGGGAGAUAUUGAGCAACUGUGACGACUGCUGCAAAUUCUGGAACUAUGAAGUUGGUGAUACUGACGGCGAUUCUCGCCGCCGUUUCAUCGAGCCCGGUCGCCGAGACCAACCAAUGGCCUUGGCAGGUCGGUCAAGAGUACGAGUACAAUGUACUCUCUUACACCGGAACUGAAUUCGAAUCAGAAACUGGCAACGGCAACGUCUUGAUUACAAAUUUAAUUGUUCGCGUUUUAGAACCAGGUCGCUUAGUAGCUAAGCUAGCUAAUCCCGUAUACGGGCAAGCUCAGAAUCAGCAAUACAAGAAAAAGGUUUUCCAUGGUCUGGAUUUAAAUCCAGUGAAGGAUAUUGAUCAUCCUUUUGAAAUUCUCGUAGAAGGUGGACGAGUUGUCUCCUUGAAAAUACCAACAUCAUUCACUGAUACUUAUGAAAACUUGUUGAAAGGACUUGUCAGUGCUUUGCAAGUAGACUUAUCUCCUACUAACCAUGUCCACAAUUUCCCAAAUAACUUUGAUAAAGAAACCUUCCAAGGUUUGUUUAAGAAGAUGGAAACUGACGUCACUGGUGACUGCGAGACACUUUACUCUGUUUCGCCUAUUUCUGCCGGAGGACUUGAUGACGUGCUGGUGGAUAAAGUUGAAAAUCCUGUCGAGAUUAUCAAAAGCAAGAACUACGGAUCAUGUGAAAACCGUGUUGGUUUCUACUUUGGUGUUCCCGAAGGUGCGGUAUGGAAUGGAAUCGCUUAUAAAGAAGAUGAAAAACAAUUUAUAAAACAUAAUACUGAAACUCGUCUAGUUGUUGGCGAGAAGGGCACAAUCUACAAAUCGGAAGCCAUGAGUUCUGUUUUCGUUAACCCUCUUGUCUAUGGCAAACAGAAAGCCGAAAUCUACAGUUACGUCGGAUUGUCCCUUUCUUCCCUCCAGCCUAAAACAGGUGAGGAAUGGCCAAAAACUGUUGAAUAUCGCGAUGUUAAUUCGCUUUUGUUUACAUAUAAUUUGACAAGAUUGAUAAGUCGAGGUGAUAGUAACAUUGCCGAUGCUCAGAAAUUGCUGCAGGAAAUGACUCCUCUAUUGCAAGAUAUAAACAACCUACCAAAGGCCGAUUUUCUUUCCAAAUUCAACAUGCUCAUAGAAUCUCUUAUGUACAUGAGCUCAGAACAACUGACUCAAAUGACAGCCAGCAUUGAAAUUGCAAAAUCUUCGGAAAAUACUGCAAAGAGUAACAUGUGGGUAGUAUACCGCGAUGCUGUCGCUCAAACCGGUACAAUCGCAGCAUUUAAAGAAAUCAAGUCCUGGAUCUUGACCAAGAAAAUCGAAGGUAUUGAAGCCGCUGAAGUUAUUAGCUCCAUGGCUAGCGUUCUUCGUUUCCCGACUAAGGAACUCAUGAACGAAUUUUUCGAAUUCGCUAUGAGUCCCGAAGUUCAGGAGCAGACCUUCGUCAAUACCACCACCCUUCUGGCUGUCACGAAAUUCAUUGCAUCUGGAGACGAAGACUUAUUUGUAAAUGAGAAAGUAAUCCCACGGCUAUCGCAAGAACUGAAACAAGCUGUUGAAAAUGGCGACAAGAACAAAGCUCAGGUGUACGUAAGAGUUCUUGGUAACUUGGCUCACCCGAACAUUCUGAAAGUCUUCGCUCCUUAUCUAGAGGGUAAGAUUGCAGUCACUAAGUACCUCAGGAUUCAAAUGGUUAUCAGCCUGAAAACCCUAGCUAACAAGAAGAAUGAAUACGUUCGUGCUGUGCUGUUCAGCCUCUUGAAGAACACUGCUGAGCCUUACGAAGUGAGGGUUGCAGCUGCUUUAAAUAUUUUCCUAGCUGACCCACCUCAGGAAAUGAUGCAAAUCAUGGGACACAUGACGUUCGCAGACCCUAGCACGCAGGUUCGCGCUGUGCUGGCAAAUAGUAUUACUUUUGCUGCUGGACUGAAAGACCCACGUUUCGCCACUCUUGCCAAAACUGCAAAGUCUGUCUUGAACAUGCUUCCUGAAGAAAAGUUCGGCUACCGCUACUCGACUGACAGUUUGAUCGACGACUACACAAGUGAUGACGAGCUUUCACACUUCAGAGAGGUUUCCUUCAUCGGCAGUAAGAACAACCUUCUACCAGUCUAUGAACGAGGGGCUCUGAGGUUCGGAAGCACUGGAUGGACCGAAGAAGAUUGGUUUACGCUAUCCGUGUCGGACAUGCAACACCUGAUGGAGUAUAUCUAUGGAUUGUUUAUACAUCAAGGGGAAAAGCCUAAGGACGAGUUUGAAAUAAAGAUUAAGACAAUUCUCGAAAAGCUGAACAUAAAGCCUGAACAUCAAUGUGACCUCGAAGGCUCUUUCUUCUUAAAUAACUGGAACCAGCAGAUGCUUCUAACUUUCACCGAAGCUGAAAUUAACUCUUUGAUUUUAAGCUUGAUAAAAGAGUCAAAUCAUUUGAAACAGUCAAUUAAAUCCAAUUACAUUAAGAUUGUGCUACAAAAGGAUAUCUUCAUCACGUUCCCACUCGCUAUGGGUAUGCCGUUUGUAUUUGAAUACAGUGAACCAACGUUACUUCACGUCCAAAAUGAAGCCAUCGCAACUCCCGGCAUGAGUGGAAAUAUUAUAGAUAAACUACAGUUCACAUACGCCAGAAACUUGGAUGGAAGUGCUGGUUACUUAGACACAUUUAACGACGUAUAUGUCGCUGCCGGUGUCGUUAACAAACUGCAAUUGCAUAUUCCUUUCAGGACACGUUGGGACUACGAAUUAAAUGAGUUUAGACUAAUCCUUGAAUGGCCGGACCGAAAUGCUAACCUUAUCCACAUGAGUGUGUGGCCCUACACUACACUUCAAAAGACAGAUUCUUUCCAGACCGCGGCUGAGAACCCGCUGUCAAAACUAAUCGAGCGACCAAAAAAGGUUAUUUCCACUGAUAUCAAGUUUGGUCAGUCAAUUGGUACCAUAUUCCAAUUCCAAGCAAACUCUUACUCCUCUGACUACAAGGACCCAACCAGUCUCUUCGAUAAUGAUCUUCUGACGAAUGUUCGUAAUCUGUUGUAUCAGAAGGACAUUGCAUUGACGCAGUUUAACUUGAAGUAUCUCGCCAGAGAAUCAAAGAACAAAGCUUUCACUUUUACUGUAUUCACUAACACAAUCUACAAUCAGCUACAAACAAAGGAUGAAUUUGAGCCAGCAGCAGUCAUAAAAGAUAUUACACCAGAAGCUCGCCGAAAGGAAAUCAUUACCCGAGUCGCCUCGGAAAUAGAACAUGGCAAAGUCCAACUCGUUGACAUUAGUCUUGAAUUUCAUGGUAGAGAAACUGUGGAGUUCAUAUUGACUGGUGCAUUAGCAAACAGCUAUGAAGAUAACAAGGUUCACGCUGCUUUGUUGUACAAUGGCUUCCAACAACAAAUUAACGCUGUCUUCAAUAUGACCAAACCUGAAUUUACACCACUAAAUUUCGAACUUGCCCUUAAAAAUAACCUUACGGUAGAAUACGACGUUGACAUCCUCAUCGGAAAUGAUGACAACAUUCACCUAAAAGGAGUCGGUAAACGCAGCGAUAUGUACAAGGAAUUGCUAUUAAACGAUCCCUUGGGAAAACAAUGCCUUAAAGACAUUGGCGAAAAUAACCUGUACCAGAAAGCUUGUUACAAAAUGCUUCUUAAGGCACACGCUCCCGACUACUUCAAAGGUACAUUGACUUACAAAGACUUGAAGCAGACUGAUGAGGCCUUCAUCUUCAAUAUUUUUGAGCUGUUGGAAAAUUGGAACGAUUGGGAAAAAGAAGAGGAUGUCCUGAAAACAGUCGAUGACGGCAAACUGGAGAUCGAGGCACAAGCCUUUUACUACGAUAACUACAUCAACUACAAGCUCACGUCGAAAUUCGGAGAGGUCCGUUUGAACAACGUAGAGGGAUUGUCUUACUACCCGUACGCCAUGUCUUUCUAUGCACCCCUUUCCAACUGGGAGCGUGCCCGCAACUGGUUUACAGGCUACCAAAACUUACCUUUCUGUACCGUGGAUGACAACAAAGUGUGGACAUUCAGUGGCCGCAGCUACGAAUACAACAUGACUGGAUCUUGGCACGUCGUGAUGGUGGACGAGGCUAAGGAUUUCGGCAAUGAGCUGCUCAUUCUUGCCCAGAGACCCGAAAAAGGACAAGCAGAAGUUUACAUUACCUACAAAACCAGAACGGGUAAAACACUAGAAAUCAUUUUGACUCCGAAAACAUACCAAGUAAUCAGCAACGCCAAAGAAAUUUGUGAAGACGGUGUUUCUAUCUACUACGAUGACGUUGCGAAGAUUCCUCUUGUAGAGUACUACAGCAUUCGUGGCGGUUUCGAUGAAAUCCAAGUAUUUAGCAUCAACAACGGAGCUAUUCGUCUUAUCUUUGACGAUCAUAGGCUAGUUAUAUUCACUGACGAUCACCGCAGCACCACCAGAGGUCUUUGUGGCCAGAGUUCUACUGAAAUUCGUGACGACUACAUUACUCCUUUCGGUCUGGUUGACUCCCCUCAGCUUUACGGAGCAUCCUUUGCUUUGGAUGGUGAUCACGCAGACCCUAAGACUGAGGAACUGAAGAAGGAAGCUAAGCUGAAGGCGUACCAGCCUGUCACCAAGUACACCAGCAUCCUCCGCUCUGACGCCGAGUGGAGCAAGGUUGCUAAUGAGUCCUUCUAAAACUUGAUUGACUGAUGUAUACAUAGGUUGAAACGACUUACAGUGCGUAGAUAUCUUUCAAAAUCUUGAUCCAGGUACCUAUGUAUCUAUGUAUAUGAACUGAAUCGUUAACUAUUUUUAAUAUAUUGUUUAAAGGCAUUAGAUUGUUAUCUAUUUAAUAAAUGCACCAAAGACAUUAUUUUUGUAUUAGCCUAUGUAUAACGGAGAAUACCCUUAUUAUGAAAGCAUUGUACCUACAGCUUUUGUGCAAACAGCAGAUACUUAAGAAUAGUGUGCUACAAGGCCGAGCAUUAGGACCCAUGUCACUUUUGAUGUCUCUUGAAAAAUCAAAAUCAAAACAGUCUUGUCUGUCUGCCUCUAGUAAAGUAAAUAUAAUCUGUAUCAGACAGCAGAUUUAGUGGCAAAAAUAGAAUCAAUUAAAACGAUAAGAUUCAAUUUUUAAUUAUUCCUCUGCUUAUUGUCUUCUUAUCAAUUACUUUAAACGUUAGUGUUUAUAAAUGUAUUAUCUGGAACAAAAGCUGAUGUUGAUUAUUAUAUAAUAAAAAUAAAUAUGUAACAAAAAACAAUUAUUUAACUAACAAGUUACAGUAUGAUAAACUGAUGACUUUCCGCGUGUUUUCUAGAAAGUUAAGUAAUUGCAAAAUUUUGCAAUUACGUGGAAUAAACACCUGUAACUACCUACAGCAAGUAAAUAUUUUAUUACAAUUGGCAGCAUUUAAUAAACCAGUAUUGGCAAGUAAAUAAAUAGAUAUUUGUCAAUCAAAUCACGCGAGGAAAUGAAAAGCUUUACAAACACGUAGUUUUACUUUUUAAAUUGAACCUCGUGGGGGAUGAACAUAGAAGGAGGCAGCAAUUUUCAACAAAGUUCCGGAAGGCUAUAUCGGGUGUGUCGUUCAUAAUCACAUUAAAUGAAAUGCGUUAAUAUACUGGUUAAUAUAUCGCUCACCUAGCAGUAUAAUGGCACAUUUACAAAAAGAGCGAAACUGGGUUUUUACGGCCUAAGUGUUUAAAAGUGUAUAAUUUAUAAAGUGGUAAAACGGUACGGCAUUAAUUGUUAAAACUAUAAAAUCUAAGAUAAAAUAUAAAAUGAAGUCAUAACCUCGUUUCAAA
This is a messenger RNA of Helicoverpa zea (corn earworm), 5767 nucleotides long. Its product is annotated as vitellogenin-like. Bases 59 to 4657 code for a protein of 1532 amino acids. Lineage: Eukaryota; Metazoa; Arthropoda; Insecta; Lepidoptera; Noctuidae. Gene Ontology annotation, molecular function: lipid carrier activity. Gene Ontology annotation, biological process: lipid transport. The transcript has 7 exons. The record is from RefSeq and is a predicted model, not a curated record.